This is a messenger RNA of Desarmillaria tabescens, 805 nucleotides long. RefSeq lists its product as uncharacterized. Gene Ontology annotation, molecular function: protein binding. The transcript is spliced from 3 exons. The record is from RefSeq and is a predicted model, not a curated record. NCBI's taxonomy places the organism in Eukaryota, Fungi, Basidiomycota, Agaricomycetes, Agaricales, Physalacriaceae. Bases 20 to 718 code for a protein of 232 amino acids.
AUCGCACGUCCAUCAUCGAAUGCUGCAGUCACGGCCAGAAUCCUCUUGUACCAUUCGCGAUGCUAGAUAUUACUGGAACGAUGUGAUAUUUCAGGUUGAAAACCGCCUCUUUAAAAUACCUUCACAUUAUCUCGUGCAGCACUCUGAGAUAUUCGCCGAUACAUUUGGCCUACCCCAGGGAACUCAAGGUCCCGAGGGGAUCAGUGACGAGAACCCCGUAGUGUUGCAUGGAAUCACUGCCCUCGAUUUUGAGCAUCUGCUUGAGAUCGUAUACCCUCAAAAGAUUCCGCAGGACUACUCUGCAUUUAACAAAGACAAGUGGAUUUCGGUCCUAAAGUUGUCUACAAUGUGGCAACUUUCCGACAUUCGCCAACUCGCAAUCGAGUACCUCCAACAAGAUGCGAAACUGGACCCCGUAGAACGGGUAGUCCUCGCGAAAUCCUACUCCAUUUCACCAUGGCUUCGCACCGGCUAUCUCAGCCUUGUGAAACGUGUACAGUCGCUAUCAGCAGAAGAAGCUGAACAGAUCGGGUUCAAAUCAGCCAUACAGAUCUAUCAGUUGCGCGAGGAUGCGUUGGUAAAGCAGGCCGGAAACAGGGGAUAUGUGAAGUAUAAUGGGACAUUAACGGAUCAUGAUGUCCAGGCAGCGUUUGACAAGGUUUUCCAGGAGGAGUUCAGGCUCGCUGACGCCGCAAGCCAAAGAUAUCUUGACGCCUGAAAUCGGUGCUUUUAGAUUCUUGCCCUGGCCUAGAUGUCAAGCAUUACAAUUUCUUGAUUUACGUUAACUUCGAGUGUAUGCUUUGCU